AUGAGGUAUCUCAGAUCCCCUCACGCACUGCUCACCUUGCUCACCUUCUUAGCCUGUUUGGCUCCCUCGUCGCAACAAAAUCCCCCCUUCAACGAGAGUAAUCUCCCAGCAAACCGCACAUCCGCCGCCUUUCCCCUCCCUGUUCCAACCCUCGACCUCGACUUCCGCAUCGUCGUUGACCUCAACCCGCUCAUCCCCGUCGGCGUCGGCCCGUUCGGCCAGCGGAACUGGAUUUCCUUUUCCGGGGGCGCCUUCUCGGCCAAGUGGGGCACCGGCACCGUCGUUGCCGGCGGGCAGGAUAGCCAGAUUGUCGUCAACGAAACCCUCAGCACCGCCGUCGAGACGUCGUAUCUGCUCAAGACGGAUGAUGAGACGCCAGCGUACAUUACUGUGAAGACGACGGGCUGGCGGACUGGGCCGAGGGAGGUCAUGGAGAGGUUGUUUGAUCCGGCUAGGGCGAAUGAUGUCAAGCCCUCCGAGUAUAGCUUCCGGUUGAAUGUCAAGAUGGAGACGGGAGAUGAGAGAUACAAGGAUAUUGUUAACACUGCCAUGUGGGUUGGUAGUGGUGCUCGGUUAGGAGCUACGGUCAUCUAUGAUGCUUACCGGGUGGUUUAA
Molecule: messenger RNA, 615 nt
Organism: Colletotrichum fioriniae
Lineage: Eukaryota; Fungi; Ascomycota; Sordariomycetes; Glomerellales; Glomerellaceae
Source: RefSeq, a predicted model, not a curated record